GUGUUGAUCUUUUUCGCUUUGUUUACUUUUAGCCAACACCCCUUUAAUACCCGUUGCACUCUGGAAUCAUCACCACGGAAAGGGACCUGGCGCUUCAACAUCAACAGCAACAGCAACAGCAACAGUAACGGCGGCAAGCAAAAAAAUCUAAACUUGGAUCAAGAACACAUACCAAAGUGACACAACAGACUAGCACAGACCAACAGCGGGAGCUCAUCCGGAUCACGAUGAGUCAGGGCGCUUCUCAUUCCCAGGAGUUCAGGCAGAAGGGCUCGGCUCUAAGUUCAUCGCCAAAGAAGAAGAGCAAGGCCGCUUUGACGAAUAAACCCUUGCCGCUGCCUGAAACGGUCCCAUCAGCGUCCCCAUCUGUCGGUGCGGGCGCUAACAAUAGCACUGUGAAAAACAACAACAACGGAGUGAACGGCAACAGCGGUGUUGAAGACGAUGACAGCGACGACGAUGACGAAGAGUUUGUCCAUGAAUUUACGAGGAACGAUGUACGCGAACUAAUACACUGCAUCACGCAGGAGUUGAAGGUUAGAGGCUCAAAGACGCCGUUGCUACUGCUGGCGUUUAGGCCGAAGGCUUCGGAAGCCAACCUGACAGUAUUUUUGGCACAGGUGAUACCCAAUGGUUCUACGCCAGCCAAGCUGAGAACCAUUGAAAAGGUUGUGUCCAAUGCAGAUGUCUAUACGCUGAUAACGGCGUUGAAAUACCUCUGGGCAAGAUUGCCCACAAACGCGAUCAUUGGAUGGGACUCGUAUGAGAACUUUAAGAGGCUGGAAGCGAACGACAACUACCCCAAGAGGGCAUUUCUGGAGUAUAUGCCCCAAUGUCUGUCUUCACCUUCACAUGCUUCGAUUGUGUAUGACUUUUUGGAUCUGAUUGUAUGUUUGGCCUCAAACUUCAAGGAGAAUCAACUCAGCGGUAGAAAGAUUGCCAAAAUGACAGGUAUCUGGGCGUUCAACGGACCACCUCCUUCCUCAAGCCUUUCAAAGAAGAAGUCGAAUUCAUUUGGUGAUGGUCUGCGUGAUUGGAUCCCGGCAGCCGAUGCAAUGUUCCAUCUGCUGUUAUCGUUCUUGAGAUCUAUGUUACCUGAAGAUUCACGAACAAAAUUGCAACUACCGAGAACUUUACAGGCUUUACUUGCAAGUAAUUCAUAUCCCCCACCUCCGGAUAUGACCCUAUCGUCCACAACAAUUGUGAGUGUGCCACUUGUCACUAUAAAGACAAACGUUAUGUCAACUUCCCCCGUUGAAUUGAUAAACAAAAUCCCGAAAGUGUUGACGUUUAACAACCCAGAUAUGUUCCAGGCGAAGGAGGAUUUUGCUCUGUUGAAAUCCCUGUGUAAAAGUGACGAUAACAUCUUGAACAAGCUAUCAUCCGAGUCUAGGAGAAUAAUGGAGGCAUUAUGUGAAAGAAAAUCAGGUGCACACCUGAAAGCAGGAUGGUCAGAGGUUAGACCGAAACGUCCUACAAAGAAGGAAACAGAAGUGGAGAUCUCUCGUGUUUCAAUCGAUGACUACUUUAUAUGGGCUUGGAUGGCGAGCUUAUCGUUUGAACAAACUGCAACAAAGAAGAAAAUCUUUGGUAAAUCCCUUAUAACAGAAGUGGUAUUUGAUGGGUUUAAGAAAUGGAUCAUAGUGGAGGAAGUGGACAUCUCAGCGAGACUUUCGAUCCCACCUCUACCGGAAAAGUCGAAAGUUAAAAAGACUAUACAACCUAACUAUAGAUCCAUGCUUGACGACUUACCACCUGAUGAUCCGUCUACUGCAUCUCAAAAAAAGGCAAAAUCAUCAAAGAAACAGUCAAAACCUUUACCAAAGAUUGUGAUUAAGAGAGAAAAAUCAAAAGAAAAACCAAAGACAGUAUCCGAUUUGGUGUUGAAUCCUUUGAAAAAGAUGAAUCUACUUCACCAUCAACACCAGCUCCAACAGCAACAGCAGAGUCGCCCUCAACAGUCACACCAAAAGCUCACCAUGCCAAAACCUGUUGCAGCAAGACACAUAUCUGAGUAUAAACCUUUGGAAGAUGUUGGUGGAUUGCCUGAGAUAGAGACAAACCAAUAUAGAUUGAGCAUUCCAUUGGAGGGAUUUGGUCUAACUGAGUAUUCUGAAGGUCACAACGCACAAUACAACGCGUAUGAUCAUGAUGGCUACGAUGAAGAUCAGUAUAACAAUGGAUAUUCUGAUGGAGAUAGACAACAGAAUGAACCACAGGGCUGGUAUGACCAGCAGGGUCGCACACAGAACCAAUACACAUCGCCCCCUCAGAGACAGCAGAAACAAUCACCAGAAGUAGAACAAGGGCAACAACAAGAGUACCGUUAUUGGAGCUCACAAGAUGAGUACAAGAGGGAGCCAGUCCCACAAGAGACUAUCCAAGAUGCAUAUAACCAUGCCAUGUCUAUGUUGGAACCAAGUGACUCUCAAGAGGAGUACUAUAAGCAAACUGGAUCUAUUGAGAACUUGUCCUCAAUGGUGGAUGAGCUUGGUAUUCAAGUGAGUAACGUGGAGACAAAGCUUAAUAAUCGUGUUGCUCCAAAUUAUGAUACUGUUGUGCCAUUACCUAUAGAAAAUAAUGAGGGUCCACCUACAAAGUCAGUCACACCAUCUGAAGCAGCUUCAAGUUUCUAUGGAAGAAUACCAUCUGUUUCCACUGAUAGAUCACAGAAGACUCCUGAGAUUGACUAUGAUGACAAUGGACGAUUUGAUCAGGCUACUCCUGUGGCAAGCUACGAUAAUCAAGAAGAAUUCAAUCAGGCUACUCCUGUCGUUAAACGUAAUCAAAGAGCACAGAUAUCCGACUACCCAACCCAACAGAGAGUUAGGUCUAUGGUUGACGAUGUUCUUUCAGAUGAAGACGUACAUGGUCCACGGGUGCCUUUGAAAGGCCAUUCUGAAAGUUAUCAAAAUGUGGCACAGUUGAAACAUGAUAAUACUGUUGAUAUUGACGAGAAAAGAAACUCUAUUUAUCCGCAAAGUAUUCUUGAUGGUUACGGCUAUACUUCGACAGAUGGAAGUCCCACCAAAUUGUCCAGAGAUGCAUCUUUCAGUGGUGUCAACAACAGUCAAUCAAACCUUCCACAGUCUUUGUCGGCCAAAGACCUAGACUAUAUUCCAGAUUCAAACUUGCCAGAUAUUCCUAUCCCUGUUCCUUCACCACCACGAAGCCCAGUUGGUCAGAACAAGUUCUCGCCGGCAUCGAAUGGAGCACAGAGAAAACCAAUUACCAAAAAUUUACCUGGUAGCUUAUCGUUAGAACCUGUUCCACGUUUAUCACAGAGUGAGAAGAGAAACUCGUUUGUUGACACUGCCGGCAAUAUCUCAACUAGAGAUGAAUUGAGGGCCAACUUGACUGCUUCCUCGACUGACAAUCAGAGGGAUCUUCCGGGCACUCCUAUUCCAUCACGAACAUAUGAGACUCCUGAUUCAAAUGCAAAACGGAUUCCAGAGACAUCACUUGAGAAAGGCAAACAUGUGCCAGCACAAAAGCCUCUGGAGGAUUCUCAGCGUGGUCCUUCGUCCACUCCUCGAUCUCGUCCACAACGGAAAGCACCUUCAACUUCACCUGAUCGUCACCAAAGAACCACAGAUGGUGAUGUUAGUACAGCAGGUUCAAGAGGCCGAGGACAACCUUAUGGUAUGGUUACUGGAGCUGAAAGUAGAGGCACUGAACAUUUACAUGUUCCAAUGCAGAGUGUUGGGUCUAGUGGUUCGGAGAAUACUCCAAGGACCUCCUCUCCUUUACGUCCAAAUGGUAGACAUUCUCCAAGCCAUGUACCUCACCAAAGUCCAAGUCCAAACAGGCCUCCUAUACAGGGGCAAGGUCAAGGUCAAGGUCGCCGUGGAGCUCCUUCGAAGAAUCAAUAUCCUCCACAAGGUUAUCCUUCUCAAGGUUAUCCUCCUCAAGGCUACGUUCCACAAGGUUAUGGGGGCUAUCACCCUCAAGUGCAGGGAAAGCACUCUAGCAACAACAGUGCAUCCUCUUUGCCGGUUCAAAAUGACCCUGGGAUGUGGCAAUCACCUCCCAAAGUUGGAGAAGCUCCCCGUCAUAACAGCUUAGGCAGCAGUUCAUCUGCCCCACCGAAUGUUGGAAAGUUGAAAUAUCCUCAACCUUCUGGGCAGGGCUACUAUCCACCUCCACAAGGUUAUUAUCCACCACCACAAGGCUAUCCUCCACAGGGCUAUCCUCCACAGGGUUAUCCUCCACAGGGUUACCCUCCUCAAGGCUAUCCUCCACAGGGCUAUCCUCCACAGGGUUAUCCGCAAUACUACCCAUCACCACAGGGCUACUACCCUCCACCUGCCGGCUAUGGCUACCCACCUGUCCAAGGCCCACCACAGCAGUCAGCUUCCAAGCCUACUGGAUCUGACCUCGUGUUGCAGUCGAUGCCACCCACUUCUGUUGGAAAUAAGCUGCACCACACUGGUAAGAACGGGAAGAAGAACAUACGUGCCGCGCUUAUUCAAGGUGACUUUGGUAUUUGAAUUGAACGUUUUAUGAACUUUUAUCUGUGUUAUAUAUAUAAAUAUAUGAACUAAUCGAUAUCACACUGUA
This is a messenger RNA of Williopsis jadinii, 4560 nucleotides long. RefSeq names its product DUF1708 domain-containing protein. The record is from RefSeq and is a predicted model, not a curated record. NCBI's taxonomy places the organism in Eukaryota, Fungi, Ascomycota, Saccharomycetes, Phaffomycetales, Wickerhamomycetaceae. The transcript has a single exon. Bases 228 to 4490 code for a protein of 1420 amino acids. Gene Ontology annotation, cellular component: cellular bud neck; cellular bud tip.